Ananas comosus (pineapple) is the source of this 731-nucleotide messenger RNA. RefSeq lists its product as uncharacterized. The transcript is spliced from 2 exons. The record is from RefSeq and is a predicted model, not a curated record. Bases 123 to 353 code for a protein of 76 amino acids. Lineage: Eukaryota; Viridiplantae; Streptophyta; Magnoliopsida; Poales; Bromeliaceae.
UAAUCCGACGGAGCAGGAGCACUGUAGACGCUGUAGUUUAGUUUACUUUUCCUCUGAAACGGGAAGAAGAGCUCGCUAGGGUUUAGUGAGAAGAAGAAGAAGAAGAAGAAGAAGAAGAAUCAAUGGCGUUAACGAACUUCAUACUGACGGUGGUGGGGGUGAGCGCGGCGAUCAUCCUCCUCCGCAGCGACGUCAAGCAAUCCGCCGCCAUCUUCCGCCGCAACGUCCGCCACAUCCGCCAUUGGCUCGAAGAGGAAUCCGCCUCCGCCGCAAAGUCUGCUGAAAAAUCAACACCCAAGGAGUUGGACUCUCAGGCUCUUAAGAAAGACACUCCCAAGGAUGAUAAGCAUUAGAUGGUCUUACACGUUUCCGGGAAUUUUACUACUAUUGGUUUCUUUUCAGUAGUACAUCGAUUGCAUAAUCUGGUAGUGGCGAGAGUUUAUUUUGAGGCUAAUCAAAUGAGAUGUAAAUCAUGUGAUCUUGUGUAGCUAAUUGGAGUGCUAUGAUGAGAGGAAAAUUUUGCACUACUUGUCCAAAGUUUAAGCUCGUUAUGUUGAUUUUUUGCCGGCUCAUCAAUGGUCUUUUUAAACCCAAUGAGGUGAACCCAUGAAAAAAAAAGAAAGAGGAAGUUGUGAGUAAGAGGCGUAUACAUUGUUCUCUAAUCUGUUCACUGAAAAUGUUUCAGUGGGUGUUUAUGUUUGAAAACAGAUAUUCUUGUAUUGAUGGUUGCA